GUGACAAUAGACGAGACACAACAGGCAGCGCUUGACCCAAAGGAUCGCGAAGGAUUAAUCAUUAGUGCCACAUGGAUUUGUAAAAGCGGCUCGUGUUUGUGUUUGUGUGCGUGUGUGAAAAUAUUGUACUUUCCUGACUCUUAAUCGCAUUUCACAUCAGACAUCAGAAAUGAAUUAUAGUUUGGUACUACUGUGUGUGAAGAUGGCGAUGCUGGUUACGCUAACGCAAUCAGCACGGCUGGACAACAAAUAUCUGCCACCGCCGGCUAGUGCGGCGAGCGCCGGUGGAGGCCCUGGACUGCAGGGUCCAGGUGGCAGCGGUGGAGGCGGCGGCGGUGGCGGUGGUGGUGGGUUUGGAGGUGGCAAUAAUGGUUUGGGAGGAUUUUCUGGUGGUGGCGGCCCUAGCAGACCUAUUGGGCCACCUGGCGGAGGCUUCGCACCAAGUGGAGGUGCACCUUCGAGACCACCAUCCGCACCGGCACAACCUGCUGGUCCAGUAAUUCCAAUAUUGUCGUUUGUGAAUGAAAAUGACGGUGAUGGCAACUACCGCUUUAGCUAUGAAACGGGCAAUGGUAUUAAGGCGCAGGAAGAAGGCACAGUCAAGAACAAAGGCUCUGAAAACGAAAUACCAUCGGUGAUGGGAUCGUAUUCCUAUACUAACCCUGAAGGAGAGUUGGUUGAGAUCUCAUAUACGGCAGAUGAAAAUGGCUUCCAACCUUCGGGUGACGCGCUGCCUACACCUCCCCCCAUACCGGAGGCUAUUGCAAAGGCUUUGGCGGCUCAGGGAAUUUCGCCGCUUCCGGGUGGUGGAUAUAGCGGUGGUCCAGGUACUGCACCCGGUGGAGGAUUUGGUGGAGGUGGGCCUGGAUAUGGUGCAGGACAAGGAACUGGUUCCGGUAGUGGCGCAGGAUAUGGUGGCGGUGGUGCAUCAGGAUUUGGAGGCGGUGGCGGAAGAGGUGGGGGUGCAGGACAAGGUGGAGGUUACGGUGGAAGUGGAGCUUCAGGAGUUGGAGGUGGAGCAGCAGGGUUCGGUGGAGGCGCGGGACGAGGUGGAGGUGCGGGACAAGGAGGUGCUUCAGCUGGAGGCUUUGGAGGUGGUGGAGCUCCAGGAUUUGGUGGCGGGGCGGGACAAGGAGGUGGAUCUGGUGGUGGUGGAGGAUACGGUGGUGGUGGUGCACCAGGAUUUGGUGGCGGCGCGGGUCGAGGUGGAGGUGCAGGACAAGGUGGAGGUGCAGGACAAGGUGGAGGUGCCGGACAAGGUGGAGGUUACGGAGGUGGAGGAGCUCCAGGUUUUGGUGGUGGGGCUGGACAAGGCGGAGGCGCUGGUUCCCCUGGAUUUGGCGGCGGAGCGGGUCGAGGCGGUGGAGCGGGUCAAGGAGGUGCUUCAGGUGGAGGAUAUGGUGGCGGUGGAGCUCCAGGAUUUGGAGGUGGUGGUGCAGGACGUGGAGGUGGCGGGGGACAAGGUAGUGGUGCACCUGGAGGGUAUGGAAGCGGUGGAAGUUCAGGUUUUGGCGCUGGGUCGGGCCGAGGAGGAGGCGCAGGAGGAGGAGGCGGAGGCGGAGGCGCAGGAGGUGGUGGAGGCGCUGGAGCUGGAGGAGGCCACGGAGGCAGUGGUGCACCAGGGUUUGGAGGAGGUGCUCCAGGAUUUGGUGGUGGAGCUGGCAGGGGUGGAGGCGGAGGAGCAGCAGGAGGUCGCGGUGGCGGCGGUGCACAAGGUUUUGGAGGUGGUCCUGGAGGUGGUGGACGUGGAGGCGCGCCUGCCGGUGGCGCAGGAGGUCCCGGAUCGCAGUACAUUCCUCCCCCAGCGGGCGGCAGACGUGGAAACGGUGAAUUUGACCCACAAACCGGAUACAGCUAUUAGGCAUUAUUAGUGAAGCUUUUUGAUACCGAAAAAUACUCGUAGAUCUGUAAUGCAUAACGGCAUUACUUCAUAUAUUUAUUUUAUGUAUAGCUUGUAAUAAUGUUCUGAGUCGUUGAAAUUAAUUGCAGCUAUGUAUUUUCGAACGAAUUAGUUUAAAGGAAAUUUCAACAAAAAUUGUAUAAUUCGCAACGGCUAGUGAUUGUUUAGUACGGAGUCUAAAUUUGUAAACAAAACCUGAUGAUAUGUAUAUGUGGCCAAAUUUUUAGAAAUACAUUUGCAAAUGUGCUUAUAAAUGCAUUAA
Molecule: messenger RNA, 2162 nt
Organism: Scaptodrosophila lebanonensis
Lineage: Eukaryota; Metazoa; Arthropoda; Insecta; Diptera; Drosophilidae
Gene: Cpr47Ef
Product: glycine-rich cell wall structural protein
Exons: 3
Coding region: 170-1861 (563 amino acids)
Cellular component (GO): chitin-based extracellular matrix
Molecular function (GO): structural constituent of chitin-based larval cuticle
Source: RefSeq, a predicted model, not a curated record